Molecule: messenger RNA, 10233 nt
Organism: Gambusia affinis (western mosquitofish)
Lineage: Eukaryota; Metazoa; Chordata; Actinopteri; Cyprinodontiformes; Poeciliidae
Gene: brsk1b
Product: BR serine/threonine kinase 1b
Exons: 20
Coding region: 1372-3975 (867 amino acids)
Biological process (GO): protein phosphorylation; microtubule cytoskeleton organization; intracellular signal transduction
Cellular component (GO): cytoplasm
Molecular function (GO): tau-protein kinase activity; ATP binding; protein serine/threonine kinase activity
Source: RefSeq, a predicted model, not a curated record
UUCUCUCUCAAAACCUUUGUUUUGUCAUUUUCCGCGACUUUAAUUCUGACCUUCCCGUUGAGAUUAAUAUAUAUUUUUCUUUUGUGGCUACGGCGGGCGAGAAACUGGAAGUUGCAUUUCAGAAAGGGAGCAGGGUGGGGCCGCAUCAGCGGAACCCGGAUGCUGAUGCUGACCGAUGGAGAGCAGGAAGCUGGAGAGAACGAAGAGGUAGAGGAGUGUAAAGAGAGAGGGGGAACCGGCUGGAGGGUUAGCAGCAGCAGCAGCAGCGGUACCAGUCUACAGCAGGACAGGGACAUCCCGACAGCGAAGCGCAGCUCCUGUGGAUUGUGUCCGUCUUCAGGUGCAGAAAGCCGGCCUGGUUUAGUUGUUUGUGCAUCAUCUGCGCCGGCUGAUGAGGGAGGAGAUGCGGUAACAUCAUGAGCACAGCCGUCCAGGGAGGGAGGAAGCAGGGAGGGGGGAAGCGCUGGGGAGUCGCCAGCUGAGGAUGCUUGUUGUUUCUAGAAACGAGCUCAACCAUCGGACCGGGUUCUGAUCCACCUCCAGCAGCACCGGCACAGGGCGCGAGCCCCUCCCCGCCGCAGCCGUCCCGAACCCGGGGGCGCAUCGCCUGUCUGCCUCGGCCUUCCCGGAGGCUGUUUUUUUUUUUUUUUUUUUUUUUUUUUCUGAACGCUCACCCUCCUCUUCCUCUGUUUCCUGAUGCAGGGUCAGGGAGGGGGUGAGCCGAAGUGUGCACCGGAUAUUGGAAAACCCAUUCUUCUUGCUUAUGCCUUAGUGAUAGCAGAUUAUAAUCUGGACGACAGCAGACAGACGAGGCCCCGGGGUUUUGACGGGACAGGAGCCGGGACAUGCGUGACAUUAGGAGGACUACGGGAACAUGUUUAGACGGCGGCAGCAGCAGCAGUGAGGACAGGGGGUCCCUGAUAUCGAUCCUCGGGAUGGAUCCAAUCAGGCCGUUCUGACUCGGGUUAUUUGAGACUGUACUCUUAACAGAAAUCAAUCUGAGGCUGAAGUAACCUUCCUGUCCUGCUCCCUGCAUGAGCUUCUUCUUUCCUGCUCCACUUUGACCAACUAUUAGCUGGAUGCACACGUCAUCUCUUCCCUCCUCUCCAUGUGGAUGAUGCUGCAUUCCGAGCGGCGCUGAAAGGGAACUGCUUCUGGAUCCGACCGCAUGACAAGUUGAAGGGAGUAGCCUGCAGGAGCCCCCCCACACCUCUUCUCCGACUUCGGAUCACGACCAGUUUAAUCUUUCUUUUUUUUCCUCUCUUUUUUUUUUUUCACCGCGCGCGCGUGCGACGCGCGUUGCGGCGGUGCGCACGUGAUCUGGAUCUGCCGUACAGUCUCGCGGGGGCGUAAAGUCGACUUUUGGCAAGAAUGAGCAGCAAAGAGAUCACGGUGGGCCAGUCCAGCCAGUACGUGGGGCCUUACCGGCUGGAGAAGACCCUCGGGAAGGGACAAACCGGCCUGGUGAAGCUGGGUGUCCACUGCAUAACCGGGCAGAAGGUGGCCAUAAAGAUCGUGAACAGAGAGAAGCUCUCCGAGUCGGUUCUAAUGAAGGUGGAGAGAGAGAUAGCUAUUCUUAAACUAAUAGAGCACCCUCAUGUUCUGAAGCUCUAUGAUGUCUAUGAAAAUAACAAAUACCUGUAUCUGGUGUUGGAGCAUGUGUCUGGGGGAGAGUUGUUUGACUACUUGGUGAAGAAAGGCAGGCUGACUCCCAAAGAGGCCCGGAAAUUCUUCAGACAAAUCAUCUCCGCCCUUGAUUUCUGCCAUAGUCAUUCCAUAUGUCACAGAGACCUGAAGCCAGAGAAUCUUCUCCUGGAUGAGAAGAACAACAUUAGGAUAGCAGACUUUGGGAUGGCCUCACUUCAAGUUGGGGACAGUCUGCUGGAGACCAGCUGUGGGUCUCCUCAUUAUGCUUGCCCAGAGGUCAUCAGGGGAGAGAGGUACGAUGGUCGCAGGGCCGAUGUUUGGAGCUGUGGAGUUAUUCUCUUUGCUCUGCUUGUGGGUGCCUUGCCUUUUGACCACGACAACCUGCGGCAGCUUCUGGAGAAGGUGAAGAGCGGAGUUUUCCACAUGCCCCACUUCAUACCGCCUGACUGCCAAGCUUUGCUGAAAGGGAUGAUAGAGGUCAACCCUGACAAACGACUCACGCUUGAAGCAAUACAAAAACACAACUGGUACCUGGGCGGCCGGAACGAGCCUUGCCCGGAGCAGCCGCCGCCUCGCCGGGUGUGUGUGAAGAGGAUCCUGUCCCUGUCGGACCUGGACCCAGACGUCCUGGAAAGCAUGUACUCUUUAGGCUGCUUCAGAGACCGAGUGAAGCUCACACAGGACCUAACAAGUGAGGAGGAGAACCAGGAGAAAAUGAUCUACUACCUCCUCCUGGAUAGAAAAGAGCGAUACCCGAGCUGCGAAGACGAGGACCUGCCGCCCAGAAACGACCUUGUUGUCCAAGACCCACCCAGGAAGCGUGUGGAUUCCCCGAUGUUGACGCGUCACGGUCGGUGUCGUCCGGAGAGAAAGAGCUUGGAGGUCCUCAGCGUCACAGAACAGGGGUCUCCCACCCCGCCUCGCAGGGCUCUGGACACGAAUGCUCACAGUCAGAGGUCUCGUUCGGUCAGCGGUGCGUCCACAGGUUUGUCCUCCAGUCCUCUCAGCAGUCCCAGGAGCCCGGUCUUCACCUUUAACCAAUCAGAGGUCACCUCCACCUCCACUUCCUCCUCCAAAGACCCCAAAGCAGGAAGUGGCACCACUCCUCGGCCCGCCCGCCCGAUGCCCGACCCAAAAACCCAGACCUUGCCCUCGAAGGGUCAAGCUGACCGACCCCAGCUCCACUCCAUGAAGUCACUCCCUCUCCAGACUCCACGCUCUCCUUCCCCCUCCCCCUCCCCUGUCCUCUCACCAAUCCCGCGGUUCUUCAACUUCCCCUCUCCGUCCGUCUUCAGGUCCAAGAAUGUCCACUCGUCCUCUAACUCCUCUGCCACCCCUUCCCCUGUGUCACAGGUCACACCGCAGGGCUCGCCCCUGCCCACCCCACUCGGCACGCCCGUGCACCAAAUCCAUCACCCUUCCUCCACCACUCCUCCCUACUCCUCCUCCUCGUCCUCUUCCUCCAGAGUGGACGGUGCGGGCGGGGCCUCGCUGACCCCGCCCUCCAGUCCCGGAGGGAGCGGCAACUUGGCCGCCUCGAGCUCCACCCACUGGAGGACGAGGCUCAACUCGUUCAAAAACAAUCUGCUGGGCUCGCCGCGGUUCCAUCGGCGCAAACUGCAAGUCCCAACAUCAGAGGACAUGUCCAGUCUGACUCCAGAGUCCAGUCCAGAGCUGGCUAAGCGGUCGUGGUUUGGGAACUUCAUCAGUCUGGAGAAGGAGGAGCAGAUCUUUGUUCUGAUCAGAGACAAGCCGCUCAGCUCCAUCAAGGCGGACAUCGUCCACGCCUUCCUCUCAAUCCCCUCCCUCAGCCACAGUGUGGUGUCUCAGAAUAGUUUCCGGGCGGAAUACAAGUCAUCGGGUGGCCCCUCUGUCUUCCAGAAACCUGUCAAGUUCCAGGUGGACAUCGCUUUCUCUGAGGGAGAGAGAGAACGAGAGAGGGAACGAGCGGAGAAGGAAGGACGACGGGAGAUGGGCAUCUACAGCGUCACCUUCACGUUAUUAGCAGGUCCCAGUCGCAGGUUUAAAAGAGUCGUAGAAACUAUUCAAGCUCAGCUUCUCAGCACUCACGAUCAGCCAUCGGUUCAGGCUCUGGCAGAUGAGAAGAAUGGUCAGCUCUCCCGUCCGCCCAGCACUCUUUCCCAUCAGAACUCCCGGAAUUUCGAAAGCGGAUCGGAUCGAGUGGAGAAGGAGCCCACGGUGGACGGAGUGAGCGGCGGCAGCAGUAGCAGCAGCAACAGCGGCGGGACUGCCUUACAGCGGCGAGAGUCGGGGAGAGACAAGACCAGACUCCUUUCAUCGUCCAACGGGACGCAGUCUCACCCGUGAAAAGAAUGUUGCAAAAGAGAAGAGAGGGUUGACCGCCUGGCUUGUCUCUCUUCCUCCACUCAGUCCUUCCUGCUUUCUUUCCCUAGCCUUUUCCUUACUUCCUUCCGGGCUUCUGACCUUUAAUCCCAUUUAAAGGAACGGGAGGCGAGAAGGACUUUAGUCAAAGAUCGUCUAGAGAUCCAGAGAAUUCCCCCAAAGUGUCUGUCCGUAGUAGGAAGGCGUACAGAAGGGAGUGGGAAUGUAGAACAGAGAAAGCUCACAACCAGGGAAACGAGUCGUCCACCUCCCACAGCAGAUCGACAAAGCACAGGACAUUUCCAACAAACCAUCACACUUGUUUCAGACUUUGCAGGAAACCUCCAGGUCAGUCGGUCAGGUCGGUUCACUGUGACACCGGCCAACGACUGAGUGCAUCGAAGCAUUUCCUUUCAUCACUUCCUGCCCAUCCAGAUUUAUCUUCUGCAUCACUUCCUCCCCUCACCUUUCUAGGGGCGAACAAAUGUGUUUUCUCCAAGCCGACCGAAAACACGAAGGAAAGCCGGCCAAGAGUCAGAUGAGCUGUGUGAUUGUUUGAAGUGGUUUGUGUCCCUAAAGGCUCAGCAAACCCUAAUGGCACGUUUUCACAAUCAAACAGGAAUAGAGCAGAGGAGCAAAUAUCGCCAGAGAACGGAUCCGCGGUAUCGUGGACAACGUGCGUCGGAGUGACAUAGACUUUUCCUCGAACAUAUGGAGCCCCACCCUAACUCCACAGUUAUUUCUGACAUACAAUAUGAAGCUAUGAUACCAUAUUGCCUUUACAAGAGAAGACAAAUGUGGACAACGGUGAGAAUUUAGCCACAUUUCAAGGAAACUAGUCACGCUGCGAGGAGGGUUCCCUACUUGUCUAAAAGCAUGCUGGACGAAAAGAUUAAGAGGCCAAACAUAGAAGGAGCUGCCCGUUAAUUUAAAUGCAGUGGACACACACACACACACACACACACACAAAAACAACUAAGAAGCCAAAAACCUUCUCUUUGGCUUAUUUAGAAAUGAAAAGCAGUUUUAAUGUGAAUGACUUUUAGAGCAUUUCUUUUACACCAUACGUAAUCCAUAUAAAUGGAAAAAUUGUUUGUUUUUUUAUUUACUAGUUUCUCCUGAUGCAUUUGCUGCUUUAGAAAUUUUCGUUGUUUCUUUUUUAAUUUGGUCUCUCUGAGCCUUAGAACAACUUCUAAUCUAAAAGACAUGCUAGUGCUAAUAUGAGCUGAUUCCACUUCAUAUUUGGUCGUUCAACCAUUCCCUGUUGCAGUACACUCAUUUUAAAAUCCCUUUAUCAUCAUACAGGAAGUACCAAGUGCAUAAUUAAUAGACCUGUAAACUUUUAAACAAUUCAACAAGUCAAGUUUUACUAGCAUUAGCUUAGCAUUAGCACACUUUCAGAAAUGGCUUUUCUUGAACACAAACCACAAUCUUUUCCUUCCUAUUAGUGGAAAAGAUUCAGAGAUUCAGACUCAGAGAUUCUCUUCUCUGAAUCUGACCAAAUAAAGAAAGUUGUACAUCUGACUCAUAAUGACAGUGAUGUAUUUCAGUUAUCUCAGUAGCUGUUUGCUGCUCGGAUUCUGUUUAAACCAAAUUCACUUUCCUUUUGCCAUUGAUGCUCGUUGGCCCCUCUUGUCUCUACAUAAUUUACUUCUUUUUAUAUUUGAAAUUGGUAAUGGCAGAACAGUAAAGCUGUGUUCAAAAUAACAGCAGAAUCUUUGAGAGAGCCAGGAAAAUCUGAUUGUAGCUUCUGUUUCUGUACAUGCAAAAGAAUUGCGAAUACUGCCCAUUCCAUGCCAAACUGGGAGAAAAAUGUAUGACGUUAGUUUACACAACAAGGUGAGAAAAUAUGGGGGAUUAAAAAAAAAUAAAUGAAAGAAAACGCUGGAAGAUUCAGCUUUUCUGUAAAGGACCUAACAAAUAUUUACGUGUAUAACUAUUAAAUCUGAAAAUUGCUUCACAUCUGCGUUGAAUUACACCAGUCAACAUCUGGCACCUAUUAACAGGUAUGUCAGCUUGUUAAUAGUUUGAAGUACAUUCCACAGUUCCUCUGCAUUUCUUGAUUUUGCCUCAGGAAAAGGAGGUCUGAUGUCAUCAAAUAAGUUUACUAUUGCCAGGUCCAAGGACUGGACUUUACACUCUGUAAAGAUAAUAAAAGAUUUUCUUCCAACCACACAUAGCAUCCAUUCCUAAAUUUCUGUACAUGUUUUCCUCCUCCAGUUAACCCUCUGACAUCAGAAGUUGUAAAUCUCAGAACCUCCGCCAAUCCACUAGAGCAGAUUUUCUUAUUAGUGUCAAAAUGAAAAAAGAAAUGCUGAAAUUUUAACUAUACACUCAAUGCAAUAGUGGUGAGGACAUUGCAACAUCAGUCAAAUACCAACAUUACUCAAUCUCACUCUAUCAUGUUCACUCUGGUGAGAAUUUACUCCACUGACAUGCAUAAAACAGGAAGGAAAGUUUAGGUUUGGCCUUUCUGAUUAGAUAAAUAUUUGAAUGUUGGUCCAAAUGUACCCCAGAGCUCAGUUGGAUCAUACAUAUAUAUGCAAAACGUAAUAAUUACAAAAGAAACGUACCCCAUCGUGAUACAGCAGGACAAUGUAAAUACCACAUCCUUGAGCCCAAUGCACCUUCACUAGUCCAAACAAAGCACAAGAAAAGCCACACAAAAUGUGACAAGGUUUGGUACUUCACAAGAAACUGCUUUGUUUCCUCAUAUUUAGACUCAAAUAAAAUGACUUUUUCUUUCAAUAUUACAAUGCAAAGAAAAGACUGAAAAGCAUCUAUGGUGUUGUAAGGAUGGAAUGUUUGCUAACCAAGCCUCAUGUUUUGGUAAAUCUGGACUUGACGUAUGUCCACUUUGUUUACAAAAAUAUCUAAUGGACCUGAAAUUACUAUUCAUAAGAUGUCUGUGGACGUCCCGUCUUUGCAAGGCUAAAGCAGCUAAUUUACCGGCUUUUGCUACAUUGCAGUGUCAUUGAAUUGAUGGCGACAUUAUGUGAAACCCGUCUGACAUUUUUGUGUUUUUAACAACUUAAACCAAAGGUCCACUACGAUCAAUAUUCUUCACGUAUUUGCUUACAUUAAAAUAACUAGCCUCCAAUAAAGGCUAGCUUUUUUAAAUUUUGGGCUAGCUUAAACAGCUAAAACCCACAUUAGGCGAAGCUAAAACUUAUCUUAAAUAUUAAUAAAUGAAUAAUUGUUCAUUGCUGGCUUCUUGAGUCAGUAAAUAAUGAACCAAAGUGGCUCAUUUGAGAGUUGUGAAGUGGAAAUAUGAAUAACAAAAUUCAAAAAGGGAUUAAAAUUUCAACACAGUUGUUUGAAACCAUUCCUAUUCCCAAAGUCUAAAUGUUUUACGUCUCACUGAAAAAGAAUGAAGGUCAGGAAUGUACUGUUUACAAGAAAGCUGAGGUGAAAGAUCCAACAUACUCAGGUGUGUCUGUCGUCAUAGAAACUCUAUACUCGUGCUGACUGGGUAGGAAAAUGAAGCCAAACUGAAGAAUGAAAUGUCCCUGGUAUUUUUUUUAUUUAAUUUUUUUUAUUACCGUCUCCUCCCUUUUAUUGCACCUGUCUCUGUGUAUGUAGUUGUUUUUCAUUGAUGUAUUUAAUGAGCCUGGAACUAAUUAUUUGAAUGUCAAAAAAGUAGUUCUUAAAAUUACUGCACCAGAUUUUGAUCCAUGUAUUUAUUGAAGUUUGUACUUUUAUUUAUUUAUUUUUAUUUGCCAUGUAUUGUUUGAAAGUAGUUUUUUUUUUUUUUUCGUGCAGAAAUUUUAAGAGUAAACCAACGUCUGUCACUGAAGGAUAAUUUACUUCGACACAGAUAUUUUAUGCCAAAAUAUGCUUUAAAUACCAAUGUACAUUUUUGUAUCUUCUGUUAAGUUUGGAAUUUAUUCAUUGUUGUCUAUGUGUGCCACCAUAGAUGUUCACCUUUUACGAAGCUAAACCAAAAUUUCAUCUACACUCUGACAUUAUGGGAGGAAUUAUUUGUGUGUCUUAAAGGAACGUUAGUGAUAGAUAGAUAAUUAUCCGAGACUUCAUUCUAGUUUUCUGUGUUUGAUUUUUAUCACCGCCUCAAACAAAACGAAGACAAUAGUUUACUAGAAUGUUGUAUGACUACUUUAAAGAAUUCCUUUGUCGUUCUGCCUAUGGGAACAAAACACAUACAUGUAGGACAUUUUAGACAUUUUGUUCACUGCGGAACGAGACCCAACGCAGAUUAUUCAUUAGGUGCUACAGCUCUCAUGACAUAAACAAUAACAUAUUCGCAGCUAUGCAUAAUGUCCACGUAGGAAGCCAUUUAUUUUAUUUUCUCUGGUCUUGUUUCCAAGGUAAAAAAAAACAACAACAAAAAAAACGUACAACAGCUUGGUAACUACAACAGGAUCUGACGUAGGUCAUACAACAGAAAGAAAAACAUUUUCACGACUAUGCAGGAGGACCACAGAUACAGACGUUCAUUCUCUUUCAUAAGGUUUCGCCUCCAGUUAAAAAAUAUCGGUUUUAUAGAACAGCUCUGUGGUGCCGUCCAGCCGGAGACGUUUUUAGGUGUGUUGGCUAAAGUUUUUGGUCGCUUAGGUAGUGCCUCCACACGAGUUUACAGCAGCGCAUUACGGCCCUUGUACUUGUUCUCUCUCUUUUUUUUUUUUUUUUUUUAAGGAGUAGGAAAUUUCUGCCAAAAAAACUCACAAAUUUAAAAAUAAUAUCAAAAAUGUCCUAGAAAACACAAGGAAAUUUCUGAAUUUGAAAAGCUGAAAAAGUUCUAGAAAAAACGUGGACAUUUCUGAGUUUCAAAAGUCAAAAAUAUGCAUGAAAAACUAAACUAAACUAGUUUUUUUCAACCUCCUUUUUUUUUUCUAUCUACAAUACACCCUAAUACGUCGUCAUACAAAUUCGGCAAUUGUGGACACCAGAAGAGAUAAAUUUUGAAACCGGGUUCUGGGGCGGAUGAAUUUCAAAACGCUGGUUUCAUGACUCUGUUUGGCCAUGUGAGCCACAAGGAAUUAACUAUGACGUCAUAACUCCAGCUCUCUCUCCCCCUCAGCGCCUCAGUCUCACAAAUGACAAACAUGCCACGUUCUGUUUUUGUGCCGUGUUACAGCGCCACCAAUGGGCCUGGCAUACCUGCUACAUUAUUUUCUGUGGUGUGGACGCACUUUAAUUUAAAUUUUUUUAAGUAAAAAAAAAGAAAAAAUACACCUGUAUAGAGCCUCAAGUUAAUUUUCAGAAAUAGCUGGCUGUGCUCUGCAUUUACAGCUAAUUGACAUGUUAGCAUGCUUUCAUGCUAAACAUAACCAUUUUUUAUUAAUUUCAAAGCUGACAUGGUAAGGGCAGAGUUGUCACAUUCGUGUUUUCAUGUACUUUUUGCUUAGUCAUCAAAAUCUCUUAAAUUUAACCCAUUCACUCCUGACUUUUGUCAACCUGGUUCUUCAACAGAGCUGGUUUCAGUAGCUUCAAACCUAAAGGCAAACUAAACCCUUUCAGAAUGUCUGCUACGAUGGAUGCACCAUAGACUCAGGUGAAGCUGUUUAGUUUUAAAACAGCUUCGGGUAAGAACUGUAAGUUCUUGCAGUAAGCCGGCGCUUGGUAGCGAUGUUAGAUAUAUGGUGGACAUGCGUUUUAGUCUUCUGGUGAAUGCAUGCACAUUUGACACCUGUCGUGACCCUGGAGCACAAGCCCCAUGUCCAAAGGGUAGAGGUCAAACAGGUCUCAAGUUACAGAUUUCCGUACCUAUUUUAAAACACCAACUUAGAAUGUAAAGAACCAACCCAACUGAAGCUAUAGCAGUUAGCUAAUCAGUGACAGAACUUACUUACCUUAUAUCUUGUACAUCCUCCCAUUCUGUCUCUUUGUAUUUCAAUCCCCACUUUCCUCCUAAAUGCACAUAACACACCCUCCUAUAUAAUCACCCUUCUUGUAUACAUUUUCUAUACUAUAUACUUUGAUGCAGAUGCUGUAUACGUUUGUAUACACUGUGUGCCUGUCUCUAUCUCCAUUGUAUGCCAUUCAUAGCUAUGUAGCAUUCACUAUGUUUUAAUGACUCUGUAGUCACCAUACAGCUCUUCUUCUCAUCAUUAUUACUCAUUCUUCUUCUGCAGUCAUAAAAAAAUACAACUACAAUAUCUGCAGCCCUUACGCCCUACCGCCCUCUUUCCGACUUCAAAUUUCCUCCACCCUUGCUUCCGUUUCACAGCCCUCACCCCCCCAAAACUGAUUCAUGCAGUAGACAAAAAAAAAAAAAGACUUUUU